AUGCCUCCCUCGGUGAAGACCUUGAUCAUAGCUGCCGCGUCAUGUGGUCUCCUUGUCCGUGAUGCGGCAGCUGUCCCUGCGUCCGUCAGCACUCCGUCUAACGGGCCUGUUCCUUCAGCCCCUCCAGAAGGCGUUGCUCCUACCCCGGGUCCUUCCAAGUCAAGUGAGGUCGCACCCCCACCUGGGGCGUCGACUCCGCCGGAGAUACCUCAAAGUCAUCCGCCUACUUUCAAGAUGACUCCUUCUCCCUCUUGCCCCGGCCAGUCCACGGUUACUGUUACUGUCUGCCGUACGAAGUGCCCAAGUAGUAGCUCGCCCUCUGUGCCUCCCAAGCCUACUACAACAUCGCCCGGUGGCGGUGGUCCUGGAGGCGGCGGCCCCGGCGGAGGCGGUCCUGGCGGUGGUGGCCCUGGCGGUGGUGGCCCCGGCGGAGGUGGCCCCGGCGGAGGCGGUCCUGGAGGCGGCGGCCCCGGUGGUGGUGGACCCGGUGGUGGCGGCGGCCCUGGCGGAGGAGGAGGUCCUGGUGGUGGUGGUGGCCCUGGCGGCGGAGGCGGCGGAGGCGGAGGCGGAGGAGGUGGUGGUGGUGGUGCAGGCGGUGGCGGUCCUGGAGGUCCUGGUGGCGGAGGAGGCCCUGGUGGCCCUGGAGGAGGUGGUGGUCCUGGUGGUGGAGAUGGUCAACGUCCAUGCCCAACAGGCGGUCCCGGCGGAGGCGGUCCUGGAGGCGGCGGCCCUGGAGGAGGCGGUCCUGGUGGUGGACCAAGUGGUACAAGCCCCGGUGGCCCUGGCCCAAGUGGUGGUGGCCCCGGCGGCGGCGGUCCAGGAGGCGGCGGUCCAGGAGGCGGCGGUCCAGGAGGUGGAGGUCCAAGUGGUACAAGCCCCGGUGGCCCAGGCCCGAGUGGAGGCGGUCCUGGAGGCGGCGGCCCUGGUGGAGGCGGUCCUGGUGGUGGACCAAGUGGUACAAGCCCCGGUGGCCCUGGCCCAAGUGGUGGUGGUCCUGGCGGCGGCGGUCCAGGAGGUGGAGGUCCAAGUGGUACAAGCCCCGGUGGCCCAGGCCCGAGUGGAGGUGGCCCCGGAGGAGGCGGUCCUGGCGGUGGCGGACCUGGAGGUGGUGGUGGCCCUGGAGGUGGUGGUGGUGGUCCUGGGGGUGGUCCCAGCACCAGUCCAUGUCCUACUCCAGGAGGCGGAGGACCAGGAGGCGGAGGACCAGGAGGCGGCGGGCCUGGCGGCGGAGGACCCGGCGGAACGAGCCCCGGCGGAGCGGGACCAAGCAGCAGCGGACGACCCGGCGGCGGAGGCCCCGGAGGUGGUCCUGGCGGCGGAGGUCCUGGAGGCGGAGGUCCCGGCGGAGGAGGAGGCGCCAGCAGCUCACCCUGCCCGUCCUGCCCACCAUGCCCCAGCAAGACAGCGGGACGACCAUCCCAGAAACCAGGAAUCGGCGGCAAUGGCGGCAGCGUCAUUCAAACACCAGGACCCUCAUCCUCUCGUCCCGGGUCCAGCGCAACGCCAUCCUUCUCCACCAUCUCCAUCCAAAUCCCCUCCUCGACUCCCGGAGCGAGCAGUUCCAACGUGCGACCUCCAUCCACCAGCGCCGUCCCCGCCAUUUCAAGUACGCCUGCGCCCACACCAACCCCAGCCCCGACUCCAGCCGAAGACCCCGAUCCCGACACAUCUGACUCCGACUCCGACGAUGAGAUCCCGGUGGAAGAAGAGCGCCGAAGGAACGCGAAGAAGAAGGACAAGAUGCCGUUCGCGAAGAGACGAGAACAGGCUCGUGCGUUACGAGGCAGCCACCCCGGCAACGAGGACGAGGACUCUUCUUCUAGACCGGUUAUUUUCCGUCAUGGGUGGUGGUUUUAA
Aspergillus steynii IBT 23096 is the source of this 1857-nucleotide messenger RNA. Its product is annotated as putative extracellular threonine rich protein. The record is from RefSeq and is a predicted model, not a curated record. Bases 1 to 1857 code for a protein of 618 amino acids. Lineage: Eukaryota; Fungi; Ascomycota; Eurotiomycetes; Eurotiales; Aspergillaceae. The transcript has a single exon.